Molecule: messenger RNA, 995 nt
Organism: Prorocentrum cordatum
Lineage: Eukaryota; Dinophyceae; Prorocentrales; Prorocentraceae
Source: the annotation of a GenBank genome assembly
AUGGCGCACGCGGGCGGCGCGCCGCCCCUCGACGGCGGCUACGCCAUCGAGGCGCCGCCGGCCUCCGCCGGCGCCGGGCGGCCUCCGCCGGAGCUGCUCCUGGGCCAGGAGGCGCCGACGCACGCUCCGGCGGCCAGCCAGGUCAGCAGGGGUGCGGCCGCGUCCUGCGGAGGGCUCGCGGCCGACAGCGGCUACGCGCUCUGCCGGGGGCCGGCGCAGGCCCUGCCGUCGCCGGAGCCCGUGCCUCCGGGGGCGAAGGCCUUCGCGCAGGCGCUGCGCCGCCGGCCGCUGCCCGCGGAGCUCACCGAGGAGAGGCAGCAGGAGCUCGGGGACGUGGUCUUCAACUGCGUGGCGGCCCUGUACGAGGACCGCAUCCGCCCCGUCCUGGGCGCCGUGCAGCGCAGGCUCCGGGAGGUGCUGACCGCGGCGGGCUGGCAGCGGGGCCCGCUGGAGGCCGACGUGCAGGCCAUGGUGCUGCUGUGCGCGCGCGACGGCCGCUUCGCCCUGGAUCCGCCCAUGCUCGGCGACCCGCCCGUGGUGCGGCUGGCGGAGGAGCCGGCGUUUUUCAGGGGCUGGGUGGACGUCGAGGCCCCGGAGGACACCUACAAGCAGAGCAUGUGGGAUGCCUUCUCGGCGUUCCUGGUCGGCACCGGCGGGGCGGCGCCCGUAAGCCUCCCCAGCGACCCGCACGCCGCCGCCCAGGAGCUGCACCGCCGCCAGCUCGCCUUCUUCCGGGGCCUGGCGCUGGGGGAGGUGGAGCACGUCGUGCGCCUGGCCAUCGGCAGGCGGCGCCUGCUCUGCUACCUCGGCGACACCCUGAGGUCGGGGCGCAUGGUGAAGGCGUCCCCGCAUAAGGAGGCCUCCAAGGGCAAGGUCGACGGGGUGAGCCGAGGGGAUAUCAGGGACGUUGAGGACUUGGUGCUGGUACUGCUAUCCGUCAUGGAGAAGUUCCCGGACGGGCUGCCGCUGAGCCUCCUGAAGCAGAACAUUCUCGG